This is a messenger RNA of Rubroshorea leprosula, 894 nucleotides long. The record is from the annotation of a GenBank genome assembly. Lineage: Eukaryota; Viridiplantae; Streptophyta; Magnoliopsida; Malvales; Dipterocarpaceae.
CACUUGUAAUAGGUUCUUUGCUAGGUUUUUCUUCUUGAGCAUAACUGCAUGAUUAGUUCAUGUGUCCAAGUAUCCUUUUUCUUUUUGGCCAGUUUUCUGGAAGAUGCACAGAUGGUAGAAGCUUUGCACGCAAUUUCAGGGUUGAAAAGAUGGACAUGAAGUUUCUGAAGGAGAAGACAACUUCGAACCAUCUUAAGAAUUCUCAAAGCGGCAAAUUGGUCAAAAAAGACUUCCCAAAUAUUGAAGGCAACAGGAACAAUGAUAAGCUGCUUCAGAAGCUUUUGGUUGAGGAGCAUUCUGAAGAUUUCGACAUUGAGGAGGGUCAGAUUAUAGAGCAAGAAGGAAAUAAUGGAGAUAAUGUGGAAAAGAAGCUUGUUUCUGAUAUUGCAAUCCGGAUCUGUAUUGUGAAGAAGAGUAGAGAAUGCAUUGGAAAUGCUUCCAGUGGGAACAAGGAUGCAAGUGAAUAUGACAAUCAAAGGAUUCUGGAAACAAUGGCAAAGAUGGAGAAACGAAGGGAACGAUUCAAAGACCCUGAUUCAAAAAAAGAGGAACCUGAAAAUGCUCCUAAGGUUGAAGUUGAAUUGGUAGACGACACCAGUGAUGCAAAGCUGCAGAGGCCAGCCAGAAAGAGGAGGUGGGGAAGUUAGAUUUCUAUAGUAAAUCUCACUAUACUGUUUUACAGAAUAGCAUACAGGGUAAUUAUAGUCCUAGACCUUCAGGUUUCCUCAAAAUGAUUUGAAUGUGUUGGAAAUGGAGCUAACCAUAAUGGAAAUUAUGUGUUCUGAUUUCUUAAACUUCUUUUUGAAUUUAAUCCCACUUUGCUUCUUGGUUAUUAGCUGGAAAUCUGUAGUGUGUUAUUAAUGGUGAUUUUUGUAAUAAUUAAGACCUCUUUAA